Messenger RNA from Armigeres subalbatus, 670 nucleotides. Its product is annotated as barrier-to-autointegration factor-like. NCBI's taxonomy places the organism in Eukaryota, Metazoa, Arthropoda, Insecta, Diptera, Culicidae. Bases 241 to 513 code for a protein of 90 amino acids. The transcript has 2 exons. Gene Ontology annotation, molecular function: DNA binding. The record is from RefSeq and is a predicted model, not a curated record.
GAGGGCACGCACAUAAAUAUUUUCAAAACACAACUGUCAUUCCAACAAAAUCCGGUGGAAAAACAUUCAUACUCUGACGAAAGUUUUGAUUUUCACGAAAAAACAGGAAUAGCUAGGUCAGCAAACUGUGAGUCGUGUUGAUUUUAUGAUUUCAGUGAAAGUGGUGCAUUUGUGAUCCGUAUACGUGAUAGAAACAACCCAGAAGUACCCAUUCCAUUUUAACCAGCAACAGCUUUCACAAUGUCGAGCACCUCCCAAAAGCAUAGAAAUUUUGUGGCGGAACCGAUGGGCGAGAAACCGGUAACGGAUCUCGCCGGUGUGGGUGACGUCCUCGGGAAGCGAUUAGACGCUGCCGGAUUUGACAAGGCUUACACCGUGCUUGGCCAAUAUUUGCUGUUAAAAAAGGACGCCGAGCUCUUCAAAGAUUGGAUGAAGGACACCUGCGGGGCCAACUCGAAGCAAGCAGCCGAUUGUUACCAAUGUCUGAAUGAUUGGUGCGAGGAGUUUUUGUAAAAAAAACAUUUCGCAACGUUCUGUAUUUCGAUUUAUUUUAUGUUCCCAAUUUUAACUAUCUAAAAUAAUCCGCUUUGUGUGUACAACUCGACCAGAUAAGGCUAGGCAUAUUAUUUUACGCGUUUGUUACAAUAUAUUGACUACUACUAAUAGAUUA